AUGGCGGAAGAAGACAGCCCAACCAUGGAGAUACCUUUGCGCGCUGCUAAGGGCGUGUCGCAAUUCUUUCUCUUCGAAGCUCUGCGCACUGGCCGUGACGAGUUCAGAAUCACAACCUCGCAACUCGGAGACGCGCGUGAUAAAGCCGAGAAGAUGCUCGCUCAGGAGUCACCUGUCGAGUUCGAGUCCUUGAUCCGGGAUAUCCUGGACACUUGUGCGAAGAGUUUGCAAACACAUGCUGCUAUUAUCGAGGCUAUUGCUGAGACAUUGCGUGGUGAUGCUGAUGACCACGAUGAGAGCGGUAAAGAAAAGAUAAACAAAUCCUCAUUGCUGGUCGCUCAGAUUAAGGAUGCUGCUGCCGGUAUGGAGGAGUUGAGAGACGUCAAGGAGAAGUCACCUCCGCUACCAACUGAAAGCGACUUUGACUCGGAGCCGGAAGUGCUAUCAUCCAAGAGAUCAAAAGCUAGAGGGGUCGAGGAGGCCACUCUUCCCAAGAAAGAAAAGACCAAAACCAAGCAUGCUCCGAACACAUCAGCACCAAUCACAGAGAAUGCUUCGCCUGAAGUUCUGGAUGACAAGACUAUGAAGGGCAAAGGCAAGAAGCUUAGCAAGCCUUCCAGGAUGUCAGCAUCCAAAGCACCCGAGGGAGCCGAAGAAUCUGUCAAGAUGAAGGCUGCCAAGGUCAAACAUUCAUCACAAUCUUCUGAGACAACUCUUGAAGAAAAGCUCGACACAUCAAUGGUCGACAAUGACUCCCCACCAGAGACUCCAAAACCAGUCUCAGCGCAGCACACCCUUGUCGUCGACGAUAACGACAUCAAUGCAGAAGUGGACGCGCGCCUUGCGGCCAAAGAAGCGAAGCGAGCUAAGAAGAAGGAAGCAAAGAAACGCAAGCGCGAUUCUGUCGCUUCCGACAUCUUCUCUCCGGAUCCCAAGGCUGAGCCUGCACACAUCACACCAUUACCCGCUAAGAAAAAGGCUCGCGUUGACAAGGACGAUGGUGAUGUCAAGGAAAAGCGCCAGAGUGUUGAUGACACACCAAGCAGUAAGGUUAAGACGAAGAAGCAGAAGACUGAUGGCACUAUCGAGAAGGCAGAGAAGACCGUCGAAGCAAACAAGGCGAAGCGCAGACGCUCGUCCAACACAAUUGCGGCAGAUGCACCUACUGCUGUUCCACAGACUAACAAUCGCAACAAGAAGCGUAAGGUGGGAUUUUGA
Aureobasidium namibiae CBS 147.97 is the source of this 1218-nucleotide messenger RNA. RefSeq lists its product as uncharacterized. The transcript has 3 exons. NCBI's taxonomy places the organism in Eukaryota, Fungi, Ascomycota, Dothideomycetes, Dothideales, Saccotheciaceae. The coding region runs from base 1 to 1218 and encodes 405 amino acids. The record is from RefSeq and is a predicted model, not a curated record.